AUGGCUGGACACUCUGUCUUUUAUAUCAUCCUGCUGAGUGCUCUGAUUGACAAGGGCCACUCCUGCUUCUGUGAUCACUACCCAUGGACUCAGUGGUCCAGCUGCUCAAAAACCUGCAAUUCUGGAACCCAGAGCAGACAGAGACAAAUAGUAGCAGAUCAGUACUAUUGGGAUAACUCUUGUGAUCUUUGCACCAAGCAAGAGACCAGAGAAUGUAACUGGCAAACAUGUCCUAUCAACUGCCUCCUGGGAGAUUACGGACCAUGGUCAGACUGUGACCCUUGUGUUGAAAAACGGUUUAAGGUUAGAUCUGUCUUGCGCCCCAGUCAGUUUGGUGGGCAACCAUGCACUGAACCCCUGGUGACCUUUCAACCAUGCAUUCCAUCUAAGCUGUGCAAAAUUGAAGAGGCUGACUGCAAGAAUAAAUUCCGCUGUGACAGUGGCCGCUGCAUUGCCAGCAGGUUAGAAUGCAAUGGAGAAAAUGACUGUGGAGACAAUUCAGAUGAAAGGGAUUGCGGGAGAACAAAGGCAGUAUGCCCACGGAAUUACAGCCCCAUGCCUGGUGUGCAGCUGAUGGGCACUGGGUUUCAUUUUCUGGCAGGAGAGCCCAGAGGAGAAGUCCUUGAUAAUUCUUUCACUGGAGGAAUAUGUAAAACUGUCAAAAGCAGUGGAGCAAGCAAUCCAUACCGUGUUCCAGCAAAUCUGGAAAAUGUCAGCUUUGAGGUAAAAACUGAAGAAGAUGAUUUCGAAACGAAUUUCUACAAAGAUUUAAUUUCUCUUGGAAAUAAUAAAAACAAACAAAGCUCAUUUUCGGGUGAAAGGGGGAGCUCUUCUAAAGUACCAAUUUUUUAUUCCUCAAAGAAAAGUCAAAGUGUCAACCAUAAUUCUGCCUUCAGACAAGCCAUUGAAGCCUCCCACAAAAAGGAUUCUAGUUUUAUUAGAAUCCAUAAAGUGAUAAAAGUCUUAAACUUCACAGUGAAAGCUAAAGAUCUGCAGCUUUCUGAUGUCUUUUUGAAAGCACUUAACCAUCUGCCUCUAGAAUACAAUUCUGCUCUGUAUAGCCGGAUAUUUGAUGACUUCGGGACUCACUACUUCACCUCUGGCUCCCUGGGGGGCGUAUAUGACCUCCUUUAUCAGUUUAGCAGUGAGGAACUAAAAAUCUCAGGUUUAACAAAAGAAGAAUCCCAACGCUGUAUACGGACUGAAACAAAGAAACGUAUUCUUUUUUUUAAGACAACAGAAGUGGAACACCGGUGCACCACUAACAAGCUGUCAGAGAAACAUGAAGGUUCAUUUUUGCAGGGAGCAGAGAAAUCUAUAUCCCUGGUUCGAGGCGGAAGGAGUGAGAAUGCAGUGGCUUUGGCGUGGGAAAAAGGGGGCGCUGGUCCAGAGGAGAAAGUGUUUUCUGAGUGGUUAGAAUCAGUGAAGGAAAAUCCUGCUGUGGUUGACUUUGAGCUCGCUCCCAUCACGGACUUGGUAAGAAACAUCCCCUGUGCGGUGACAAAACGGAACAACCUCAGGAAAGCUUUUCGAGAAUAUGCAGCCAAGUUUGACCCUUGCCAGUGUGCUCCAUGCCCUAAUAAUGGCCAGCCCACGCUCUUGGGGACCGAAUGUCUGUGUGUGUGCCAGAGCGGCACCUACGGGGAGAACUGUGAGAGACGGUCUCUGGAUUAUAAAUCUAAUGCAGUGGAUGGGAACUGGGGUUGCUGGUCUUCUUGGAGCACGUGUGAUGCUACUUAUAAGAGAUCAAGAACCCGAGAAUGCAAUAAUCCUGUCCCCCUACAAGGAGGGAAACGCUGUGAGGGGCAGAAUCGGCAAGAGGAAGACUGCACAUUUUCAAUAAUGGAGAACGAUGGACAACCAUGUAUCAGUGAUGAUGAAGACAUGAAAGAGGUAGAUCUUCCUGAGAUAGUGGCGGAUUUGGGGUGUCCUCAGCCAGUUCCUCCAGAAAAUGGAUUUAUUCGGAAUGAAAAGAAACUGUACUCUGUUGGGGAAGAAGUUGAAAUGUCAUGCCUUACUGGCUUCAAAGCUGUUGGAUACCAGUACUUCCGAUGCUUACCAGACAGGACCUGGAGGCAGGGGGAUGUGGAAUGCCAACGGACAGGAUGCCUCAAGCCAGUUGUGCAGGAAGUUCUGACGCUCACACCAUUACAAAGAUUAUAUAAAAUUGGUGAAUCGGUGGAGCUAGCCUGCCCGGCAGGCUUUGUCCUUGCUGGGCCAUCAAGGUACACAUGCAGUGGGGAUUCUUGGAUACCACCUAUUUCAAACUCACUCACCUGUGAAAAAGAUAUUCUGACAAAAUUAAAGGGCCAUUGUCAGCCAGGACAAAAACAGUCAGGAUCUGAAUGCAUUUGUAUGUCUCCGGAAGAAGACUGUAGCCAUUAUUCAGAAGAUCUCUGCAUAUUUGAUACAGAUUCCAACCGUUACUUUACUUCACCUGCUUGUAAGUUUCUGGCCAAGAAAUGUUUAAAUAAUCAGCAACUCCAUUUUCUAUAUAUUGGUUCCUGCCAAGAUGGUCUACAACUAGAAUGGGGUCUUGAAAGGACAAAACUUUCAUCCAGUAGCACAAAGAAAGAAUCCUGUGGCUAUGACACCUGCUAUGACUGGGAAAAAUGUUCAGCUUCCACCUCCAAAUGUGUCUACCUACUGCCCCCCAAGUGCUUUAAGGGCGGAAACCAACUCUACUGUGUCAAAAUAGGAUCUUCAACAAAUGAGAAAACAAUGAAUAUCUGUGAAGUGGGAGCUGUAAGAUGUGCAAACAGGAAGGUGGAAAUACUGCAUACUGGGAGGUGUUCGACCUAG
Cynocephalus volans (Philippine flying lemur) is the source of this 2802-nucleotide messenger RNA. It is a transcript of the gene C6, whose product is annotated as complement C6. The transcript has 17 exons. Gene Ontology annotation, cellular component: membrane attack complex. Gene Ontology annotation, biological process: complement activation. The record is from RefSeq and is a predicted model, not a curated record. NCBI's taxonomy places the organism in Eukaryota, Metazoa, Chordata, Mammalia, Dermoptera, Cynocephalidae. Gene Ontology annotation, molecular function: protein binding. The coding region runs from base 1 to 2802 and encodes 933 amino acids.